Messenger RNA from Uranotaenia lowii, 864 nucleotides. RefSeq lists its product as uncharacterized. Gene Ontology annotation, molecular function: nucleic acid binding. Gene Ontology annotation, biological process: DNA integration. The transcript has a single exon. The record is from RefSeq and is a predicted model, not a curated record. The coding region runs from base 1 to 864 and encodes 287 amino acids. Lineage: Eukaryota; Metazoa; Arthropoda; Insecta; Diptera; Culicidae.
AUGCGUCAAACUGAUGCUGACAGUACAAACGCAGCACUGUGCGAGAUCUUCAAACGUUGGGGCUGUCCGCUUAUCUUACAGAGCGAUAAUGGGCCACCAUUCCAAAGUACGAAUUUUAUCAAGUUUUGGGAAGAUCGGGGAGUAAGAGUCAAGAAAUCAAUCCCUUUGAGUCCGCAGUCUAAUGGAGCCGUCGAAAGACAGAACCAGGGCAUCAUUAAAUGUCUAGCGGCCUCCAAAAUUGAGGGGACAAACUGGAAACUUGCACUAAAUUCGUAUGUUCACAAUCACAACACUCUUGUUCCCCAUUCUCGUCUUGGGGUGACCCCCUUCGAAUUGAUGGUUGGCUGGAAAUAUAGAGGUACAUUCCCCAGCUUGUGGAGUCAAACAAACUUAGAUCUCGAGGAUAUCCGUGAGCGCGAUAAAACAGCAAAACUCAUUAGUAAACAAUCCGCAGAUGCCUCACACAGAGCAACAGAGUCUGACAUCACCGAAGGAGACACUGUUUUGUUAGCCCAAUAUCGGAAGUCGAAAACAGACCCGAUUUUUUCGUCUGAGCGUUUUAAAGUGGUUAAACGCCAGGGGGCAAAAGUAGUUAUAAUCAGCCCAGCCGGCGUACAGUAUUCUCGAAACGUCCAGGACGUCAAAAAAGCUCCUAUAGCAAAUGACUCGAUUCUCCAGCCCGGUAACACAUCACCAGAAAUUGACGAUGGAUCCUUGAUGCUGUCAGAUGCAAACACAACCAACGAAUUACCUUCGCCUUCUGAGCUCAGAGAUGGAUCAAAUGCCUCCAGAUUUCGGGAUAGAUCUGCUGUUAAAAAGCCCGCUCGGUUCGACGACAAUUAUGUGUAUGUGCUGUUUGAUUGA